AUGGGAAAGCCAAAGAAAGGAAAGAAGAAGGACGUAGACUGGUGAGUUUUUUUGUCAGUAAAUUAAACGAGUCUCGAGUCUGAUCAUCGUCACGUGUUACGUGUGGAAGAAUUAUCUUACCAAAUAAAUUUGAUUGCCAUCAUCCAGUUUUCUUAACGCGAUGGUUUAUCGUGAGUUAACUAACGCACAUUACUUGAAUAAUUUGUCGUAGAAAAAUUCAGACUUUUGAAAACUUUCAUAAAUUAACUUACAUUAAUAUUAUUCACCGUAUAAAUGACGGUAGUGGUGGGCAAUGUUUUGACUGUUCUAUGAGGCCCUGUUACAGGAUCUGAACAAUCGAUGAAAUCGAUAAUUUAUGGCAAUCGAUAACAGUGGAUGACAAUCAAUAUCAAUUAAUCAAUUGAGAUUGAUAAUCGAUGGACAAUUGAUCACAAAAAUUUUUGUGAUUAUUGAUUAUCAUCGAUUAUCAAUAUCAAACGAUAAUCAAUCGCAAUUGACCAAUUAACAUAAUAGAUUGUUAUCAAUAUGCAAUAUCAAUUGAUUACCUAUUUAGUCAAACAUUUUAAUUGUCAAUUCAUCAAGUACCAAUAAAGUUACACAUUUUGAUAUUGAGUAAAAACUAUAUAUAUAUAUAACAUAUAUUGGCAAAAAAAAUAAUAUUUGAAAUACAGGCGAAUGUCUCUCGCUAUGAUUCCUGGGAACGAGAAUCACUUGUGCCCUGCUUUGUCACUGUUUGCUGUGCUUGUCACCUUUGACGCCCGCCUUGAAUAAUUCCACACGGAAGAUCGAGGUGGAUGUGGGCGUCUGCACAGACAUAUAAAGAAAGAAGAAGAAAAAGAAAUAACAAUAAGCUUAAUUGUGUUUGAACAACAAAUGUGUCCCAGGUCAGUUGAAUCUUUGCAAUGAACUUGAAGCUAAAUUGAUCAAGUUUGUACUACUGACAAUGAGACAUGUUAAUUGUCUUAAUUAUUUGUGCUGUUUUUCACGGAGCCACAUCGAUGAACAAUUCUCAAAAUUUGCUACUCAGGUUUAAAAAUAAUAUAUGAUCUGCGUUCACUCCCGGGAUACCUGAAGAUACAGAGACAUGAAUUUAGUGCCAAUCGAUGGUAAUCAAUGAAGUUUGUGACCACAUAAUCGAUUGAUCAUUGAUUGGCUGAUGCCAAUUGAUGCUAAUCAACAGUAAUUAAUCGAUUGUUAUCAAUUGAUCGAUUGAUUUUCCGAUCAUCGAUUUUCAUCGAUUGCUCAGGUCCUGCCUGUUAGGGUGAAAUUCCGUCAAGCGACAUGGCCUUGAAACAGCGACAUAGAAAUAGACUAUCAAAUGGCGAUAAAGGACACAAAAUGGGUUAAAAUAUCAACAAGAACAUGGCCUACUCCUCAAAAAGUGAAAUGACUGUAUUUGAAAUUCAGACAAGGGACAUUUGUACCCCUCCCCCCUUUCCCUAAGAGGGUCUCUACUGUUGGGUUCUGUUUGGUUGAUUGGUCAACCAGGCCCCAUUUGUUUAAAUAGCUGGCUGGUGUUAUCCACUAACAAGGUCCAUAAUUGUGACAAGCUGGUUGCCAAUGUGACGUACAAAGUAUUGAUAUUACAAGGAGAAGUUUGAUGCUAAUCACUCUUAAGGCUUAAAGGCUUAAGGCAGGAUGUGUACUGCCCUUUUACUCUGUCUAUUAGUAAUGGUAACAGGACUGAGUGGAGUCCAAUGCGGUCUGUACUCAUACGUGUGAUUAACAAACGCGGGAGUCCGAUUUGUUUAAUCACAAGUAUGAUUACAGACCGAAUAUGGACGACACGAAGUUCUGUUACCAAUUAAUCAUAACUUUAACAAAAUUUGUGAUAUAUGAGGCUCUUUUUUUCAAUCAAAAGACAAUAAAUUCGGAGGUUUUUUUGCUAGCAGUGAAAAAAAAAAGCCAUUUAAGCGAGCGCGUGAUGGCGCGUACUGUCCAAUUACUUAGGCAUGACGCGUACUGUCCUAUUUAACUGUCCUAUUAAGGCUGAAAUCAGGGCAGUUGAUAGCCAAUCAGAUUUAAGCAUUUUGUUAUAGUUAUGAUUUGUGCUGAAAUCAGGACAGUAAUGAUAGCCAAUCAGAUUUGUUUCAAUAACCAAAAGCUCACCACAUAAGUUUGGUACUCAAUUCACUUUAAUCAAAUCUAGAACUAUUGAUGAACAAACUUGAUACAUAUAAAAAGCUUAAUGGAAGUUUGGUUGAUAUUGUAACAGAUUCGAUUUCAAUUCAAUUUACUUUCACAGGGAGGAUGAUGUGUUGAAUGACCUUGAAUCACUAAAAGAUGGUGAACCAGAUAAAAAGGAAAAUACUGCUAGUAAAGUUAAGGUGAUAUAUUCAUUUAUUACACAUUGUACUCACUAUCUAUCUUCUCAUUGGCUAGUAACCUACAGUUAAUUUUGGCAAUAAGUGCAACCUUUAGGAAGAUAACUUGACUAAUCUGCAGGUUGCGUGCGCAAUACAUGAUUUCCAAGAGCAAUGUAAAACUACAGAUGUAUGUUCACCUGACAGUGUGUUUUUCAAAACAAUGUAUGAUAAAACAAUAUUAUUAUAUUUGCUCUUUGUGAUAAUUAUCUGGAAUAACCAAGAGAAGUCUCUUGAUUAUUUCAAAUAUCACAAAAUUAGCUUCGUCUCAUAAUUGUUGAGUAAUUUGCUACUCUGGUACCCUGCUAUUUUGUCAUUAAAUUAUAAUACAGGACCCUUUUUACAAACACUGGCUGAAAAAGGCCUAGGAAAGAAUAAGUGAUCUUUGCUAGAAACUGGUAAUACACUGUAUGGAUGUUACAAUAGUACCAGUUAUUAAGAAUGUGAUAUGAAGCUGGCGGUGAUUAAAUUGCAUGAUGGCCUUUUGUGACACUUCACCACAGAUCUCAUUUGUUUUGUUGAGUGUUUGGUCUUUUAUGUUGUACUUUUUGCUUGAAUACAGGAAAACAAACCAUCUGGUGGAAGAUUUCAGGGUCUAAAUAUAGAAGAUGAUGGUCCUGCUGAAGAUGGUGAUGAUGAAGAUUUAACAGAAAUGGUAACAAGCUCACAAAAGAGCAAAAAACAAAAGAAAAAGAAAGAUGUUGAAGCCACAAAAGAAACUGUUGAAACUGAGAGUCUUGCCACUGGCAAUGUUGGUGACUUACAAACUGUAGAUAAUGUUGUAGAAGAAAAUGGAAGUGGAGUUACAGAAGAGCCAAGUGUGACAACUUCUAAAAAAUCUAAAAAGAAAAAAAAGGACAAGAAAGAUUUUGAUUUUGAUUUGGAGGUUGAUUCUGAGGAUGAAAAAGUGAAACCUGUGAAAAAAACUGAUGAUGCUGCAAAGAAACCUGAAGAGGUCACAGUGACUGAUGAAGGGACAGCAGGAGUUAAAACUGCUGCACAAAAGCGAGCAGAAAAAAAGGAAAGAGAGAAAAAGAAAAAAGAAGCUGAAAAAGCAAAAGCAAAAACCAAAGUGAAGAAAGAUGAAAGCAAGCCAACUACCAGUGCGGAUGAUAAGACCGAAGAGGGAAAAGUCGAGGUUGAAUCAUCUGCUGAUAAAGACGCUGAAGUUGCUGUGACGUUGAAAUUGUCAGGUACGGUACAGUCAGUGCUUUACAGUGUGUGUACCCAGCAUAUAGGCAAAUCUCUGCUGACAUCAUCGCGUACAUUUUUGUUCAUUAGCAUACGAGUUAGCCCAUAGAAGGUAUCACUGUAUAUACAAAUUAACUUCAAAAGUUGAAAGGGGUGGUUAAUUUGAGCAAUUUGUGGACUUUUUUAGCUCUUUGAUAGCAAUAGCAAAGGAAAUUUAUAGCAGCAGUUGAAAACUGUGUUCAAAAUUGCUGGGUGGCAAAAACGUUAAUGAGGCCAUACAUUCUCUGUAAAGUUUUGAGUUUUUCAAAGAUAAUUAUGUCUCCAAAACUAUUCAGUAUAUUGUUGGGCUCAAUUUUUCACAGAUAACUGAAAUUGUUAUGCCCUUUUGAUAUUCAGAGGGUUUAUUUUAAUAGCUUGAUCAGGGAGUGAAAAGCAUACAAUGUACAAUGCUAAUGAAGCAAAAAAUGUUAACAAAGAUUUGCCUAUUGGUAGCACAUGCUGUAGCAUGAAUGCACAGUUUUCCCAGUUUUAGCAGAAAUCCCAUGCCAUUCUGUUUUCUACAUUUGUAUAUUUAAUCCCCUUUGGAAAUUUUGAUCUAAUGUAUAGGUGUUACACAUUUCUACCUGGUGUAAACGUUUUUAAAUUUUCUUGCUGGCUGAGCUUGCGAAAGGGGAAAGAGUGGAUGAAAGUGGAUUGAUUUUAUAUCCUUACUGUCAAAAUGAAGCUAGAAAUGUCACGGAUGAUCGUUGAAGAAGAGAUCUUAAUUUUUCUUGGAGGUGUAAGAAUUAUUAUUUCUGUCAUAUUUUAUUUUUUAUGUCACAUGUAUUGACUGUUUUGUUAAACAAAAAAUUGUGUUCUUUUAAGGAGAUGUAGGGGAUGGUGGUGCUGAGAAGGCAGAUGAGCUUGGUGACAAAGGAGAUGAGCAUGAGGGAGGGGAGGGAGGGGAAGGAGCAGAGGAGGGUGAAGACAAGGAAAAAAAGAAAAAGAAAAAGAAGAAAAAAGGAGAAAAGGAAGAGAAGAAAACAAAGAAACCAAACAAAGCCAUAGUGAAAGAGAUGCAACAACGCCUGGAGCAACUGAGACUGGAGGAAGAGCGUCGUAAACAGGAAGAAGAAGAGAAACAGAGAGCUUUGGAGGAAGCAGAGAACAGGAGACUAGAAAAGGUUUUUAUCAUUUUUAUGCCACUAUGUGUAAGCAGUAGAUGUAAGGGGGAAAACUGGUUCGCUGGGGUGCUCUGUAACGUUUUCCAUAACGGCUGCCUCUGGCUCAUUUUUGAACUUAACACAACAUGCUCACAAAGGCAGCAGAUGUACAUAGCUUAUCGACCUUACCUUGGUGUAAUUUAUGUAUUUUAGAGCAUGCCUUGCUCAGCUGUACAUGAACAUGUGGAUUACCUUAUUCUCCUUUAUUUUCGUGGGACUUAAAUUUCGCGAAAAUUUUCUCGGCACAUUUCGCGAGUCUUUAAUUUCGCGAUCGCGGAGAAAAAUUGUGUUUGCAGGGAAUUUAAUUUCGCGAAAUUGACGAUUAAGUGACUUUAUUUUUUCUUUUUUACAAAAAUUUUACGUUAAUCAACAAUAAUUGAAACAAAACCAAUAUGCUGUCCCUGUUGAGGUGAUAUGUGAAAUGGACAAUACACCAAGGAACAGGGCAAUAAUGGAAAGAUACAAGACACUCGUAACUACACACUACAAGGACCCGGGACAGGAUGGUCAAUUUGACGACUGUACAAAGGAUGUAUUGGAGGAACUGUGCAAAGAUGAUUACUCAGACGCUGAAGAAGAACUUGAGGCGAAUCUUGACACUGAUUAACAUCUAAAGUUGAUAGAUGACAGCUCUUUGUACUAACACCUUGUGUUAAAAAUUGUUUAGGACCCUUAAAAACACAAAUACAUGAUUUUUCUAUGUCCAUUAAAUUUUGCAAGAUCAAAGUUCACGGUCGUUAUUUUUCGCGGAUCUUUAAGUUUGCGAAUUUUUAAAAUCGCGAAAAUCGCGAAUUUAAGAACCCGCAAAAAUUAAGGAGAAUAAGGUGUUAUGCUUGUGUCAAGCACUGAAUUUUCCAGUAAAGAGCAUAAAAUUAAGAUCGAUGUUGAUAAAUAAUUUUGUAUUUUUUUAUUGUUUCAGUUGAGACUUGAGCAAGAAAGGAAAGAAAGGAAAAAGCAGAAAGAAAAGGUAUAUAAUUAUGUUACAGUUCAGAUUUGAUUUCAGGUUAUAAAUUGUGAUUUAACCUGGGAUGAUUCUCGAUUUCCUUUGUCUCCGAUCCCUAGAAGACAAAUGAAGUGCAGAAUCAACCUUGGUUAAAACAUUUUUUAUUAACUUACUGUAGAAUGGCAACACCUACAAACCAAACAGUGGUACUGUUAAGACACAACAUCAAGGUGUAAUAAUUUCAGUUGUUAGUUAGGCUCUAGACCACAGUCGAACCAGCCUCUUUUAGCAGCCACUUCUAUACAAUGCCCUGAUCCUCCCCCCUUACGACAGGCAUGUUUUUCUGUCAGUUUAAAUGUCAGAUAUAGGUUUGCUGUCUCUGUUGCAGGAAAGAAUAGCAAAGCUAAAGAAAGAAGGGAAAUUUCUCACAAAGGCACAGAGGCAACAACAAGCCAAAGCCCAGGCUAUGCUGGAUUCUAUGAAAAAGCAAGGUGUGUAUGUACUUAGCUUACCAAGCCAAUUUAAUUUGAAAACCCUAUUUGCACAGCAAUCUAAGGAUAUGUACACCUGUAAGCAUUUGUUAACUGUUUAAUGAGGCCCUCUUGGGGGCGGUACGUAUGUCCCUAGUCUGUAUUUCAAAUAAUUAUAGUCGUUUCGUGUUUUGAGUAGGCCAUGUCCCUCUUGGUAAUUAACUCAUCUUUAUGUCGUUUGUUGCCAUUUCAUCCAGUUUAUGUCACUGCUUCAAGGCCAUGUUGCUUGUUGGAAUUUUACGCUAGCAGGGCCUCAUAUUUAUAAAUUGGUUCUUCGCAUAAGCUGAAAAAUUAAUAUGCUUUUGCUGUGAAGGGUUACCCGUAAAUUACUUCUUUACAGCUACAGUGUAGGUGUCCUCACAAUCAGUGGAUAGAAAUCACAGUUACCCCUCUCAUAUAGACCUGUCUACUCUUUACAUUUACUUGGAUUGCAAGAAAUUCUAUUUGUUUCUGUCCAGACUAAAAAACUGUGACACCAACUGACCCAACUGACCAGAGCAGUCUCCCUCCUUCCAUACAUGAGCAAUAAUUGUUAAAAAAGUAAUUGGUGUACUUAAAUAGCAUGGCAUGGUUACCUAGAGUAAUGUUUAGUUCAUUUAGAAAGAUGUUAAAAAGGUAAGGACCACUAAUGCUAACUUGAUUUUCCCUUUAUGAUUAUUAUUAUUGUUAUUGUUAUUAGCAAAGACAGGAUAUUUGUUAGAUAUUCAGUCUUCCUUGAUGACACAGUGCAAAGUUUUUAUUAACACUGAGCCAUAUUAUUUCUGUAAAGGCCUGAUUGACAUUCCUGCAUUAAAUCAGCAAGAGCAAGAUGGAGUCAGAAGACCUGUACGCUAUGGCACCAAAAAACCCAAGAAACAACAACAACAACAGCAGCAACAAGACCAAGAGGAAACAGCUGGAACAACUGAAGAUCUUGGUGAAUAAAACUGCAUUUCUAUGUAGCUGGACAUAUGUCAUUUUUUAGAAAGAAAAAUUAUUUUUGGUUUUCUGUUGGUGAUCAUGCAUUCACCUUUUUAUAGGCGAAUUUUUGUUGGCAUUUUUUGCCUCAUUAGCAUAUGCCUUUCAUUCCCUGAUCAAGCUUUUAAAAAAGAAUUUCUCUGAUAUCGAAAGAGCAUGGCAGUUUCAGUUAUCUGUGAAAUUUGAGGCCGAUAUACAAAAAAGUUUUGAGAAAUUAUCUUUGAAAAGGUUGAAACUUUACAAAGAAUGUAUGGGCUCAUUAAUGUUUUUGUCACCCGGCAAUUUCCAGUUUUCAGUGGCUGCUGUUUCUUUUGCUAUUGCUUGCAAAAAGCUGAAAAGUGCACAAAUCACUCAAAUUAAACAACUCUUUCAACUUUUUAAUUUAAUUUGUGCAUAUGGUUACACCUUCUAUGGGGUAACUCUUAUGCUAAAUUAUGAGCAAAAAUGUAAACAAUGAUGUCAGCAAAGAUUCGCCUAUUACAUAAAAACCUGUACAUACCACAUGUACUUAUACUGUGCUUCAUUAUUGUUUAGUUUUUUUCAGUGGUGUUUACCUCUGCAUUUCUAUUUUAAUUGUUGUAGCACUUUUAUUCUAAAUAACACUUGUCUUCACCUUCCUUUUUUAAGAAACAACCACCGAAGAUGAAGUGAUUGCCAAAGAGAAUGAAGACAAGAAGACCGAUGGUAAACAAAUUUUGUCAUUUCUUUUCUCUUUGUAUUUGGCAUUUGUUGUAGUUGUGAUGCAUGUUAAGUUUUUAACAAGCUUACCUCCUUGUAGACUCUAUCAAAACAUUGGGCUUUUUGUUGGCACAGUUUCAGAAUAAUUUAUAAGCAGAUGCUUUAUCUUGCAGUUACUCCUCUAAAAGUAGAUAACACCCAUUGAGCAAUAUGUUUUGCAUGUUCCUGUAUUUCUUUCAUUCAGUUUUAGUGGAUAGCAGUGAAUGCCAUUGUUCUUAGUUCUCUCAGGUAUAAACAGCUACACUGCUGUGCCUGAAAAUGAGGUUGAUGGAAGGUAUGUUUGCCUGUAAAUGAGGCUGCUUGGCAAUGUGCCACUGAAUCAAUGCUAUAUUGCUCGCAUUUUCCAAAAUUGGUCAAGGCCAACUGCUUAUGAAGAGUAAGCCAGGGUAUUUUAACCAAUCAGAAACUGCAAAUGUUUUGAAUGAAUAAUAAGAAGUUUUGAUUGUGUCUUUGUUUAUCACAGAUCAACAAGAUGUCAAUGAUGCUGAUGCUGAUGAACAGGGAGAUAAAGCAGAGGAGGAGGAGGAGGAAGAGGAAGAGGAGGAAGAGGUAAUAAUCUGUUUUCAUUUUAUUACUACAACAGUUUCUGUGGCUGAUUGCUGAUUAAAAGAAGACACGUUAUUGAAGUGGCAGAUUCAGAUCUUCAAGUGGAGGGGAGGGGGUGGGUGCUUGUCUAGAUGCCCUAAGAAAAGAGCAGGGAGGGAAGGGUGGCUUCACAAUUUACUCUUGACUUCUUAGCCCUGCGAUGGGGGGAGGGGGAACUACAUCCUAGUAAUAGGCUAACGUGAAUGUGCCGCUGGAUGGGUCGCAUUUUUACAACUGGAUUGACUAUAAUGGGGUUACAUUUUCAAUGGAGUUACUAGAAUGGGGUCGCACAUUUUCAGGAUGGGGCUCGGAAAAUUCGGGUAGGUAGGGUUUAGAAUGGGAAGAUUUUUGCUACAUUAAGUUUAACAAAUGUGACUAAGUUGGGAUAGUGAAAAUUACAUUUUCCCAAAAGUGGCCAAGAUGUUGUCUAUAAUUGGCUACACAAUAGACUAUAAUGGGGUAGGGGUUCUGAGAGGCUAGCGGCACAUACCCAUCAAGAAUUAGCCCAAGUACCCCCCUCUCUCGGAGGCCCCUUCACCCACGUCUACAUGAAGUUGGAAAUUUUGUGUGCAAACGUCAUCAAUGAGAAUGCUCUCUUGUUAGGUUAAGGACUCUUGGGAUGUGGAUUCUGAUGAUGAACCUGAGACUCGAUCACAAGGUCUGCUGUGUUAUUAGUUAAAAAUGUAAAAAUGUUAUUGCUGGUUUGUUUAUCAGGGGCAGAUCUAGGAAUUCAAGCCAGUGGUAGGGAAAGUUGUACGGGUUGAAACCAAUUCUCAAGGUUGAAACUGUGUUUUGUACGUAAUAAUUCUCAGCUUUCAGUAACUACAGAAUACCCUGCCACUUCGAAGCUGUAUCCCUGAAAGAGCUGGUUAUGUGGAUACACAAUUAUCGCUUUUAUGUGCCAUUCUACCUUCAGUGGCUUUAAGAAUGACAAAAUAGACAUACUGUACUGGCUUUAUAUGCUGUCUUAAGUGUAUAUCGAAGUGGAUAUGCGGAUACAUGUACGCAGUGAUUAUUAUUUAAAAGAUUUUUACUAAGCGGAUAGGCAGAUACAUGGAUACGUAGUGACAAAGUGGAUACACGAAUAUGUAGUGACUGAGCAUCUGCUUAUCCACCUAUCCGUUAGGGGUUGCUUUAAAGUGGCAGGGUAAUCUGCAGUUAAGCCCACCUUUCCCUGUCCUUAUUUUCUUGUAGACCUUGUUGAAAGCAAACUUAAACAAAAGGGCUAAGGUUAAGAGGCUAAAUAAUGCACUAGUUUCGGAUUUUUCAUACCAGUGCCCUGUCAUUUCAAAGGACAAUUUUUGCUUACUUUCGUGACAGCUUCCUUGGCUAAAAUUACAUCUAACUCUAUUUCAACUGUCAAUGGAUAAUAAUCUCGCUUUUGAGCCAAAACACCCCGUUACUGAAGCGUGCAAUGAAUCGGUUGUGUGUAAGUGUUACAGGUAAAUACAGUGUAAACCCCUUACUUGUCUCUCAAUCUGUUGCAGAUAUUAAAGCACCAGAUACUGUCAAGGUACAGUAAUAAUUGAUACAAAGUUGCACUGUAAUUUCAGUUAUUUCUAGUGUACAUUUAUUUGGCACAUUAUCUUUUGUUACAAGGGUAAAUUUUUCUCUUGCUAAUAUCCCCACCCCACUUCACCCCCCCCCCCCCCACCUUUCAGCUUGUAAAAUCUUAUAUCUCAAAUAAUUUACACUUUAAGAGUCUUCAAGAGUUAUCUGUUGUCCAAAAUGUAUUUUGUUUCUGACUUAAGUAGCUGUCUCACGUUUUAUUACUUUAACUGGAACAUGAAUCUGUUAUUUCUUCAUUAGUAACAUGCCCCUCUCGACUUUCUGCUCUCCCUUCUCAAGCUAAACAAAUUGUAAUUGUGACUUAAUCCUCGUUUUCCCAUUACUCUACAGGCCAUUUGCACGAUUGCGUUAUUUUGCUACUACUGCUACUACCAGAAUCCUUCAGGGUUUUGUUUUCUUUUGAAAAUUAGGGCCCCGUUCCUGAAAGGCCAAUUAAUGUUAAUCCAGGAUUAAAUUUUUUCCCGUUCUUGUAUUUUACAUUCCUAUGCAUUGCCUAGGGUAACAUUUUGUGUUAUCAUUACUGUAUCUCGUAGUAAAGGCUCAACAGUAUUUUGUACCCUCGAGUUGUUCUUAGACGAGAAAACUGUGCUUAAAAUUUGGCUUAAUCCUGGGUUAAACUUAACCAUCUUUCAAGGAACCGGGCGUAGGGCGUUUGUUAUUUAAACCUCACUGGGAUUACCAAAUUUAAAUAUGAAAGGAAGAACGAAAUGAAUUAUGGUCUUAGUAGUAAAAACACGUCAUCGUGCAAAUGGCCUUUUUGCUUUUUGAUAAUUAUGGUUUGAAAUUUGGUUACUCUAACUGUGCAAGUCAAAAACCAUGAACACCUUGAUUUAAUUUCGAAAAGUCGAUUGUGUUUUGACCAAUCAUAGUAAAGUUUAGGACACGCAAGUAAACCUCAAAACUGCAAAUUAAUAGACCAAUUCCGAUAUAUUAAAACUCAUACUUGGCUCCGAAAUCGUCUCGAGGCUCAGUAAUAAGUAAUACAUUUCUUUCGUUUUAUUCCCCCAAGCCUCGGAGCCAAGAAUGAAUUUUAAUAUAAUUUAUCGAAAUGCUGUUUGCAGUUUAGUUUUCUCAUGCCUGAUUUUUGUCCUGGAACACAGCAGCUUUCCAGUUCGGUUCAAUUCAGUUUUAUUUAACACAAAAACAAAGGAAAAGAAUACAGGAUUACACAGACGCAAAUAAAUGUGGUGAGGAAGCCCAAAAAGAAACCAUAAGGCUUAUGAAUGUUGGGCUCCCUCAGAGUAUAAAAGUGUAAGUUUUCAAGGCAAGGAUAGUAGCAUUUACUGAGUAAUAAUAUUAAAUGACAAUGAUGAAGGUUAUUUUCUGUUGUUUUCUGAGUUUCAAAGAAUACUUUCUUCUGAAGGUGGAAGUCAAAGAACUGGCAGAAGGUAAAGCGGAAAGCGAAGGAGAGUCAGAAGAAAGUGAUGAGAGCGAGGAGGAAAGCGAAUCAGAAGACGAAGAAGAUGAAGAUGAGGAGGAAGGAAGUGAAAGUGAGGAGGAAUCUGAAGAGGAAGACAAAAAGACAGAAACAGUUUACGAAAGAAUACAGGUACUAUAAAACUCAGUAUGGAUUUCAAUGAGCUGGUGAACUUUGCUUUGCAGUUAGCCACAUGGGAAGCAAAAUGUGGCUGACGUAAAUUUGCUCCCUUGGGACAAGAAAGAAUAUGUUAUUGAAUCCAGGGCUCUGCCUUAUUUUGGGUGUCCUCAAUCGCAUUAUUAUUAUUAUUAUUAUGGUUAGCAUAGUGAGGACUGAUUAAAGAAAUACAUCGACAACUAUUUUAAAGGAUUCAGACCAAGGCUCUAUUAUGGGAGAAAAUGCGGAAAGCUCAGUCAAGCCUUUUUGAUGGGUCACUAUUUGACUUCAACUACCGGAAUUCAUUUUGUUUCUGCUUUCUUCGGCAUUAAAUUUGCCAAUCUCGCUGAGGUUAAAAACAAUAGCCCUAAUUUGCCGAAGAAAGCAACAAGCUGAAGGAUUCUGGUAGUUAUAGUAAAAUGACGUCCGCAGAGGCACGAACUGUGUGAAACUGGGGAAGGGAAUGGUCUUUAAAUCUUGGGGAUCAAGUAAAUUUUCCGUUAACUGGCUUAAAAUAUUUCAUGUUUUUCAGAAAAGACGAGUACGAGCAGAAGCUAAUCGAUCCACGGACAAUCUGAGAUCUCCAGUCAUCUGUGUACUGGGACACGUGGAUACUGGAAAAACAAAGAUUUUAGAUAAGGUAUCUCUUAUGUGAUCCAGUUUCGACUUCGUAAGUAGUUCAUUGAAGCCCACUGAAUCAAAACGCUAACGAAUUACUCAUGCUGUCGCGGUGAAUGCGAAAAUAGGGUCGGAGACAAAAAGAAAUUUAAGACUGUGGGAGAGAUUUUUGCCACUGUACCCUGCGUUGUCGUGGUUUCUUUGUCUUUUUGUUUACUCGUUAAUCAGCCUUAGGCUGACUUAUCCGUGAUACUGAGCGAGAAUUGCCUCCGAAAAAAAGAAAAUGUUUGCCGCCAGCUAUUGCGACGGAAAGCACAAGGUAUUUCAUGCAUUGUGAAAUUCUCCUUCCUCAUGUAAGGAGCAAUAUCAUCGUGAUUUCCUCAUUGUUCGUCCAAACUGAGCUGAAAUUCUUGGAGAAAAAUAGUCCUCGGAAAGAGGGCCACCCUCCCAGCCAAUUCAACUCUACGAGUGUUUAUAUGAGAAAUAAAAAUUGUCCGAUUUGCCCGAGCCAAGAGCUGACAACAGGGCUCGCGCAUGCACUGUCUCGCGUGGACCUAGUCAACCCGGCCGGGCAAGCCAAAGUGUUUAUGUGGAGAAUAGUAGCCCUGGGUAGGAGGUUGACCCUAUCAUCGAAAGGGGGUGUCCCGGCGAGGCCGGUCAGCCUUCGAGCUGAGCCAACUCGUUGUUUCUCUUGUAAACGGUUCGCCAAGUUUUGUAAGGAAAUGCAGGAAAAGUUGGAUCCCCCAGGGUAGCUUGGAUAGGCGAGUGACCCUUCCACUCGGGACAAGUUUUCCGGUUCCAUAUUAACGGGGGCCUUAGCUGAAUCGCUCUAACCGGCACUAAUCGUCGUGUUGCAGAUCCGUCACAGUCACGUGCAAGAUGGGGAGGCUGGUGGUAUCACACAGCAGAUCGGAGCUACUAUGGUGCCUGUGGACGCCAUAAGAGAACAGACCAAGAUGAUCAAGGAUGUAAGCUCCAGAUAAACCUUUUAUAUUUUCGAAUUUACACGUAAAUGAGAAGAGCUAAAACUAUGAUUGGGUUUUCAGGAAGCAGCGAAUAAUGACAAUUCUGCUCCUUUUUUAACUCUCCUUCUAUCUCAAUUUCUCCGAUGAAUGUCACUAUGUCAGCAGACAACAUUUUCUAAAACGAAGUUUUCAAAACAAGCAGAUACACCCUCACUCUGUAUUUUGUUAUACCUAUUUCAGUUUCAAGAUUUUGACAUCAAGCUUCCUGGUCUACUUAUCAUCGAUACUCCUGGACACGAAUCUUUCAGGUCAGUAAUUGAGUAACUCAGCGUAGUUAGGUGGACCAUUACCUUAGUUCAAUUCAUUGCCAUACUUUAGCGUGGACUGUUGACUUUAUAGAGACUAUGUGACAAGGAUGUUUUUGCUCCUUUAGAGUUGUGAAGAAGAUAUUAAACAAAUUUCAUCAGAGAGCACUGACCAUAGCAUUUUUUGGUGACUUUUCCAGGCAUAGAAUUAACCCUUUAACCCCCAUAACCACAUACAAAUUCUCUAAACUGAUCUCCAUAGAUUUCCUUACAGAAUUAGUUGAGAGAAUUUGAUAAAAGAUCAAAGCAUUUUCCCUUAGGUGAUCAUUUCACUAAUUCUCCUAACCUUUUGUCUUGAUUAUGUAUUGAUAUUGUGAGGAGAAUAUUGAUAUUGGUCAGUCACUCUUAGGAAUUAAAGUUUUAAAACUUGAAUAAGUUAGCCCAACUUUUUCUCAAGUUUCCAUCUAAGUCCAUCCUUGCCAUCCCUAAUAACAGACGAAAGGAAACAGUUUUAAAGCCUAAAUAUAGUCUUAAAUAACAAAACUAGACCAUUAGAUUUCGGAUUCAAUUGAUGCGAAGACACCUUUAAGCUUUUCUAACAGGUAGCAGAUAACGUGACAUAACCCUUUAAGUAACUGACUGUGCGUGUUGUGUCUUUCAGUAACCUCCGUUCCCGAGGCUCAUCCUUGUGUGAUAUGGCAGUCUUAGUGGUCGAUAUUAUGCAUGGAUUAGAGCCACAAACCAUCGAAUCUAUUAAUCUACUGAAGAAGAAAAAGACGCCUUUUAUAGUGGCACUGAAUAAGGUUUGCUUCAUUUUUCUUCCCUUUUGUAACCAUCAAGUGGCCGUUUUCUCGAAGUUAGUCUAUCUUUUAUAUUUUAGUAAGGAAAACGACCCCAAAAAAGUACUUUGCAGUCACUUCGUUGACCUGUUUUCGCCACUUUAAAGGCAAGAAGGGAACUGGAACCGAAAUGUGCACCGCAAUUGUUUCUGGGAUCGUUACUGGGGACGCGCAGGUCAGCUAUAAAGAGGAGCAGUGUGACGUCACGUUACCAUGGUAGCAAAACUCCUGGAAAAAAAUUUCUCAAAAUUUCUCCUCUCUAUGGGUCAAUUUUUUCCCUCUUCCUGGUAACAGUCCAAAAAGUCUCUGCAAAAGUUAACUUGGCCCGGUCUCCUCGUUUGUAAAGUGGCGAAUGAAACAUGCCAUGAAAUGUCACGCACGAAUUGGAAUCUUUCUCGUUUUUUAUUAAUCUGCGAUUAUACUGCUAGUUUUCAAGCAGCAUUUCUCGGUAAUGUACUCUUUUUAAGAGCAGUCCCUUAGGUAUCCGUGCACCCUUGAUUCUUACCCCAACCUCAGAUACAAGCUACCACGUCCGCCCCGACAUUUAUGUGCCUCUGGCUUCUGGAUUUAAUUUACACUGUGCUGGUUUUAAAGGUGGACAGGUUGUUCGAGUGGAAGCGAGGCCCCAAUUCAGGUAUUAUGGAUACUGUUAAGAAGCAAAAGCGGAACACAAAGCAAGAAUUCGAUGAACGAGUUCAAGUAGUUUUGAAAGAGUUUUCUGAACAGGUGAGUGAAUAUGCAACUUCCUGUAUGGGCGAUUGUGUCCGGUCAAACCUCUCGGUCGUUCGGGGCCCGUACAGAAACUAAGGGAGUUUAAAAUGGUAUUUGUCAGGUCUGAAAAGUAGGAGAAUUUGAGUGUGAAUCAUAGAAAGUCCCGAAAAUAAAUGUUCCUGUAGCACAGUCACUAAUACAGCGUUCUGUUUGAGCCACGAAGUCAGUAGACUGGUCAUAGAAAACAUGAAAAAGACCAUAGAAAAGGCCAUAUGAAAGAAGAAAAGAGCGACCGCAAUUUCUUGGGGUUUUAUUUGUCUUGUAAAACAAUAAUUCCUUUCGUAUUUCCGCCACCUUGCUUUGUUUCUCUCCUUUGAUUUAUAUCCGGUGAUUUUACUGAAGAAGAGGAAAUCGGACUGAAGGGUCCAAGAAGGGACAAUCGCCUUAAAACUGUUUUAAAUCGCCUUCUAACUACAGUCGAACUACUGUCACCAAUAAAUAAGGUUUGUUUUUCCCCAGGCGCUGAACGCAGCAUUGUUCUACAAUAAUCCAGACCCAAGGACUUACGUGUCUUUAGUCCCCACCUCUGCUCAUACAGGAGACGGAAUGGGAGAUCUCAUAUCUCAAGUCGUAAGGCUGACGCAAACAAAACUGGCUCAGAGACUGUCAUUUUCUGAAGAACUGGAGAGCAUGGUGCUAGAGGUGAGAACUUAAGUUGGUUUAAUUCGACACCUUUUGAUUCUAAGACGAGAAAGACUACGACGACGAGAAUUUCUCAAUACUAAGUAGUUCGCACGCGUGAACCAGCGUCAUUUUGGCGGGAAAAAGUGGUAGCCGUCGUCAUUCUACUACGAGUUUUAACGAGAAUGUCGUAGUGGGGAAAACAAGUUAUCAAAUGUUAGAAGUUUUAUCAUUUUGCAAUCGGGAGAGGGCUUACCGUCCUUCAAUAAAGUUAACAGUGCUAACGUUUCUGGUGAAUCAAAAGUACAGUGGAGCUUUCCGGGGUGUCCUUUCGUUCUCGUCCUUGAAUUAAAAAGUCUCUAUUCAGUGUCUCUCCAUAUCAUGUUGAGUCACGACAAAUUUGGUAGGAAACAUCCCUGUAAGGAGUGAGUUUCCAACCCAACCCGCCGCAAAAUCGUUGGGCGAUUACCAUCUGUCAGAACUGGCCUGGAUAGUCUGCAGAUCAAUAUAAGUCGUAAACAGAAUUUUAAGUUCAUUCAGUACUGUUAGCCUGUUAGUGUAACCUCUUGCAAAAAGCCUACUGUCAACUUCUCUCUUAACGGACAUCUCUCCAAGACGGACACGUGGUGUUGGUCCCUGCCGUUUUUCAGCCAUUUUUCUGCAAAUAUACUCUCUUUUAGACGGAAACUUCUCAAAUACGGACAACAGACACUUUUGAAACAGUUAACGGACAACUGGGAAGUGCUUCAUGUAGCAAAAAAUACCUUAAUUAAAAUUCCGUGAUUCUAGAGUUCUGAUUGGCUUAGCCAACAUGGUAUACUAGCCAAUAUAUAUUUUUUAUUUUGGUGAGUAAACUGAAAUCACUUCUAUAACCGCGGUUUACGGUUUUUUCUUUGUUGUUUGCAUCUUAACACUACAAUUUUAACUGCUUGUAAACCCAUCCAUGACAUUUCUUAAAUUUCAUUAUUUUAGGUAAAAGCCUUACCAGGCCUUGGUACAACAAUAGACGUAAUCCUCGUAAAUGGUAAGCUAAAGGAAGGGGACACAAUAAUUGUGGCUGGAAUCGAGGGCCCUAUUGUGACUCAGAUAAGGGCCCUUCUCACGCCUCAGCCCCUGAAGGAACUAAGGGUCAAAAACCAAUAUAUUAAUCACAAGGAGCUUUGCGGGGCCCAAGGAGUGAAGAUAGCUGCGAAGGACAUGGAAAAGGCGCUCGCUGGAAUUCCAUUGUAUGCUGCUCAACAACAAGACGAGGUGGACUAUUUCAAGGUCUGUAGGGUGAAUCUCUUUGUCUGAACGUUGUCAAAGUAGAUUCGAGUUCUUUUCUAUUCCGUUAAACUUUCUAUGCACACCUCGACAUCCUCACGACGGCCGUACUCGUCUAGCUAAGUCCAACGGACAUUUUCUUACAAGUCAGUAACAUAGCUUGAGUGACAGGUACUCUGCCUGGUUAUCUUAGUAAAGAUUUAGCAAAACUGCAUAAACGUGCCAUGUGCAUGUAUAUCUCGGGCAGCGAGAGAGCUAGGAAGCAAUUUGCCACUUUAAAACGAGAAGGGAACUGGAGCCGAAAUGCGUCCGCAAUUGUUUCUGGGAUCGUUACUGGAGACGUUCCAGUCAGCUAUUGGCCAGUUUUUUUUUACUUGUCCGUAGUAACAGUCCCAGAAGUCUGUUAACUCGGCCCAAUUUACUUCAAUCGGUGCCAACCUGUACGACGAGAUCUGCGCAAACUCAACACACAGUCUCCGCAAAUAACUCCCAAAUACACGUAUACGCAAGUAUUCACUACGAAGGCAGAGAACUAUUAUCAUACCGAGAUGCAAAACGAAAAUAUGCAAGAACAAGCCAUGUUUUUAUAGCUUAUUAUUCGAUUUGGAGCCGUUUUUUCUUUUUUAUUCAGACUUCAUGAUUCGUUUCCUUUCUAAGCAAAUUUAAAUCUUAACUCAAUUCAGCAUUUGGCUCGAAGUUGUAAGGUAAUAGAGCGACCAUCCGUCUUGAGAAGAAGGAGAAAUGGAAAACUUUUGGUGCUUGCGCGAAAACGCGAAAUGUGCCCCUCGCGUUCUCGCUCGCCCGUCGCGCGGCUGAUUUCCUCUUUCUCUACCACGCGAAAUUACAUUAACACUAAACCCCAACUGACUUUGCAACCAUUUGUGCUGUCGCUGCCAUAGCCUCCUGUGGUCUGUGUUUACCCCUGUACCAACAAUUGUCCUCUUCAAUACUGUGGUAUCUCGCGCAACUCUCUCUACCGGUGAGUUGUUUAUCACUGUAACGAUGAUUAUGUUGCUCUUGCCUCUCAACAGAACGAAGUCUCAACCUUUCUCCGUGACACACUGCAGUCUAUCAAGCUGUCUGACCGGGGUGUGUACGUACAGGCCUCUACUCUGGGAUCUCUGGAAGCCCUGCUUGAGUUUCUGCGCACUGAGAAAAUUCCUGUGAGUACAAUAUUCUUUGCAUCUCAUAGUUUCAUAUUACCGUUAGUCUAUCUCGUUGAGUUAAUUAAUUUCCCAGAAAGAAGACCCUGGAAUGAGAAGUUAAUGAAUUUUAACGCCUUCACUCAGAGUCAUAUAAGUUUAAAAAGUUAAAGGUUUUUUUAUAGGUUUAUGGUGGAAAGUGCACUUAGCUUAUCCAGCUAAUCCAGCAAUUGACCAGAGCGGGAUUCGAACCCGGGACCGCCACGUUGCCUCCACAGCUUAUCUAAAUGCAGCAACCUCGUACCCAGGGCUGAGGUUGUUAAUCCAGUUGCGUUCCCAUUCAAGUCAAAACUUUUCUAUCACGGUUUUCUAUCACAGUGCAAUGUUUAUCGUUGUUUUAGAAAAUGAAACGUGUAGGAGUUUUUUUCUUCAGCUGUGAGGAUUAUCACUUUGGGUAUGGAAAAGGGUAAGAACUCUCUGAAUGAAUUUUGUAUUCAGCUGUUGUGGCCUUGCCUGUCUUACGAUGUUUUUGCUCUAUUUAACAGUACUCUGGAGUUAAUAUUGGUCCAGUUCAUAAAAAGGACAUCAUGAAGUGUUCCACCAUGUUGGAACAUGACGGACAGUAAGUUCUAAGUUUUCUUUUUGCUUUGUCUUCUUUGUGUCCCACAUUCAAGUCAAAGAAUAGUCCAGUUUCCGUGGAAUCAAAAACUCAAGACUAAAGAAGCAUUUUUAAGUAAAGAAAUCUCGUAAUAAUGUAUUAAUGUUCACAAAGACUCGCGAGUAGACGGACUUGUUUCUUUGCGCAUGUUUUUCUGUAGGUUAGUUGAAACGAACCCGGAUUAAAAUUGUUUGUUGAUGUUUGUACGUAGCAGUAAUUUUAUGUUUGGAUCCACGGUUUGUUUAAGAGCGAACAUAGAGUAUCGGACAGAAUGCAAGUGCGCCUUUUAAGUGUAGUGCGUCUCAUCCAGAUAGGUUCGCAAUGACCAGAGAGAAAGGAAGUUUUGUGCACUUAUCUGGUGUAAAACUCCAAAGUCCUCUACUGGCCACUUGUACGCUAAUGUAGCUUUAAGGUCAUUUCGCCCCGGUUACUUAGCCGCCUAUUUUAGAACGAGGAAUAUUAUAUUUGAAGUUUGCUUGUUUCGGUUUAUGGCUUAAAAAACGAGGAAAAUUACAUUUGACGCGUGCUUGUUUUACUUUACGGAUUCUAGAACGAGAAACGUUACAUUUGAAGUGCGCUAAAUGACUCGAAAAUAGGGGGCUAAGUAACCUGGGCGAAAUGACUUGGGGGCGAAAUGACCGAUUUCCGUAGACAUCGCUAACGUGUUAUUGAGUAGCCUGCGUAGCUAGCAGUAUUUUUCUGCGUGGGGUACUUUCUUCGCGGCAGAGGCGUGAGGGAUUUUCGCAAGCGGCGCGGCAUUCGCCCAUUAAUUCUCCCAGCCACACAGUCUAAUUUUGGUGGAAAGCAGCCUUAACUUUGCCUUAACGAUACUUGUGUUUCAUUCUAGGUAUGCCGUUAUUCUGGCCUUUGAUGUGCGGAUAGAGAGAGAAGCACAAGAGAUGGCCGACAGUUUGGGUGUGAAAAUCUUCUCUGCCGACAUCAUCUAUCACUUGUUUGACAAAUUCACUGCUUAUAGGGAUGUAAGUACUAAGGUUUCAAAUUGACCUUAUCCAUCUUAGCACACGCUUUAGGAUAAAUAGAAUGAAAGCAGUGUCACGUGGUAUUUCAGGGGGUAAACAAGUGAUGAAACUUACGGGCAAUACGAGCAAUCGCGGUCGAGUUUGUUUAUUCUCUCAAAACGAGACAACUAUGUUGUUCAUGCAAAAUUUACAGUUCGAGUUUUUAGAAGUUUUACGUCUUUUCUCGCUUGCUCUGAGGACAUCUAGGGUCGCUACUGCGUCCAAAAAAGAUAAUUUCACCCAUAAUUUGCAAUUGUUUUUUCAUUGUAUAGAAUAAACGAACUCGACCGCGUUUUCUUGUACUGGCAGAUUUUUUCACUUGUUUGCCUCAUGAGAAACCAUAUGGCAUCGCUUUUAUUCCAUCAGUCCUUAAGCGCGUGCAAAGAUGGCGGGUAUCGUGAAUAAGGUCUUUUGAUGAUGAUGAUGACGAUGAUGAUGACGAUGAUAAGAAUAAUAACAACUUUAUUCAAAGAAGGUAGCGCUUUAUAGUACAAUACUGACAAACCUGUGGCCCUCCCUUAAAUUAGAAUAGAAACUGAUUUUCAGAUAUAUUUACAAUAACAUCCCCCAUACCUCAUAUAAUUGUUUCUCAUUGAUAGUCGUUCUGUCGCUUAAGUUUUAUGUUUUCUGUGCACUCAAGCAGGUAACAAGUAAGCCUAUUGAUGUAAGCUCGCACCGUCGUUAGGUUUUCUUGUCACAUUAACUUGUAAUUUAAUCAACACCUUUUGUCCAAUGUUUCCAUGUUAUGUUAUGUUCUGUGAGUGACUAAACAAACAAAUAAAUAAAAUGAAAUAAACACUCCUCUCCGCACGAUAAGGCGUCGCUUGACGACACAGAGAACGCUUGCUUAAGAGGCUACGCCCAGUGAAGCUUCACCCCUUUAGCCAGGUGCUUGUCUCGCACUGGGUUUGCCAGGUCGUAAUCAGUGGCGCACCUGGGCAGUUGAUACCGAUCACUUGAUCAACAAAUGAAUUUCUUUCCCUAGGAAUUGAAGCAAAAGAAACGUGAAGAAUUCAAACACAUUGCAGUAUUUCCGUGUAAGCUUCGAAUCCUUCCUCAACACAUCUUUAACUCGCGAGGUCCGAUUGUUGUGGGUGUGUCAGUUGAAGCUGGUGUUGUGAAGGAGGGUACUCCUAUAGCGGUACCAAGUAAGGAGGUGAGUCUUCUUUAAAACUUUCCUAAACCUCAGACGCUUUCUUAAGAUCAGGGGAAAUACUAAAGCGAAGUAAACAGCAAGUUUGGCAAGCUCUAUGAUUAUAUUAUACCCUCAGAAAAAUCAGAUAGUAUAGAGGAAUCUGUUUCGGCAUGAAUACUUGAAAAUGUUCCUACUACGAAAAUCAGCAGUUCAUGUCAUAUUGUGCUAAAAAGUCAUUGUUUUCAAACACGUUUUCUUGCCCGUUUUUUCACGGGGCUUUCGAGAAACGAGACCAAGAAAAGAGUUGUGAUAUUAACGGGCGGUGGGUUGGCCGGGUUCCACUGUACCACACUUAAGCCCCGUGAAAACGGACGUGACAUUGUUAGCCAACAACUCACAAUCUUGUUGGAUGUUACAUGUUACGUCCGUUUUGUAUGUUGUUGUGGGUUGUUGCACAAAGUUUGAAACCGGUCAAACUUUCGAGCCAACAACUCCCAACAUUUCUUUUGUUCCGUGAUCGUCGACGCGUAGCGCAACAAUGGUGGAUCCGUUUGCACAGCUCUUCCAACAUUGUUGGGGCCACGCACGCGCAUUACACAUGGUCUCCAGAGUCAUAUGAGUUGUAUCCUUCUCACGAUGCAUUGCAGGUCCCAACAUUGUUGGGAGUUUUUGGGUCCGUUUGCACACCGAUGCCAACAAGGACGCAACAACUCCCAACAUUGUUGGUUGUUGUUGCAUCCGUUUGCACACCAUUGCCAACACAGACGCAACAACUCUCAACAUUGUUGGUUGUUGUUGCAUCCGUUUGCAAACCACUGCUAACACAGACGCAACAACUCCCCAACAUUUUUGGUUGUUGUUGCAUCCGUUUGCACACCAUUGCCAACACAGACGCAACAACUUCCAACAUUGUUGGUGUGUUGUUGCAUCCGUUUGCAAACCACUGCUAACACAGACGCAACAACUCGCCAACAUUGUUGGGGUGUUGUUGCAUCCGUUUGCACACCACUGCUAACACAGACGCAACAACUCCCCAACAUUGUUGGUGUGUUGUUGCAUCCGUUUGCAAACCACUGCUAACACAGACGCAGCAACAACUCCCCAACAUUGUUGGGGUGUUGUUGCAUCCGUUUACACACCACUGCCAACACAGACGCAACAACUCCCAACAUUGUUGUGGUUUAAGCAACGACGUCUUUUAGCGACGCAUGUCAACCGGAAGUGGACUUUUUGCACUCUUCAACCGUGAUUUUGGAAACAAUUCUUGAGUAAAUUGUCUCUUUAGCGGAAAACAGACUUGGCAAUACAAAUUUGGUAGCGUAAAGGCAUAUUAAAAGAGAAAAAGGCUCACUUCCGGUUGACGUGCGUCGCUAAAACACGUUGCUGCUUAAACUGCCAUUGGCAGUAGAACAGACCUUUGAGUCUACGUUGGCGGGGAACAUUAACCCGCGAGUAUUAUCAGACGGUAUCACUGCUUCGACGUUUCGAGGUCUCAUUAACACGAUAUAGCUGAAACUCACAUGUUGUGCCUCAGUGAAUGUAGACUGUUUUUUUUCUUGUUGUAGUUUUUGGAAGUUGGUGUCAUUACUGGCAUUGAAGCGAACCACAAACCGCUCCCUGAGGCGCGGAAAGGAAUGGAAAUAUGUGUGAAGAUCGAAUCUCCAGCUGGAGAGGCGCCAAAAAUGUACGGCAGGCAUUUUGAUCAUACAGACCUCCUGGUUAGCAAGGUAAACUCUAUAUUAAACAUGCUUUGUUUGUUUUCUAUUCGUUUAGUAAUUAGACCUCCGGAAAGGACAACCUCCCUAGAGCAACCUCCCGUAAGCGACCACCCAAAGAGAUGUCGGUUAAGCCCGGUUUCCAUAUGAUCGAUGCGAUCGCUGAGAUCGCUACGAUUGUUGCGAUCGCUGAAAAAUAAUUCCAGCGAUCGUCGCGAUUGAUGGUUUCCAUAUGAUCGCUGCGAUCGCUGAGAUCGCUGCGAUUGUUGUGAUCGCUGCGAUCGCUGAAAAAUAGUUCCAGCGAUCGUCGCGAUUAAUGGUUUCCAUAUGCCCGCUGCGAUUGCUGAGAAAGUAUCGAGGGGACCCGGGUCUCACAACAUCGUUCGCGCCGUUCUUCAAAUUCAAAAAAUCCGUCUAGUUUUUAACUCAGCCAGCGCGAUUGCAAACCACGACGUUAUGUUCUAGUACCGCCUCUCUUCCAGAAUCAGACCUUUAAAAAUCUCGCGUGGGCUGUUCUUGUGUUUUUAAUUUUUUUCUCGGCCUGAUCGAGACUCGGGUCGAAUUUUUCCCCAAUUGCUUACUGGCAAUCGUUUUUCUUGUGCUUGUUUUCAAUAUUCUGUGGAAAAUUUGUUGUAAAGGCAGUUGUAUUUUUGCACAAAGUGUCAAAUCCAAUGAUUUUUUGUUACUCGUGGUGGUAUUUUUGCUAUCGCUACGAUCGCUGGACGGGAGUUUCCAUAUAAUCGGCAAAUAAUCUGCUGGCCACUGACAAAUCACAACAUUUUGCGCAACCUCGUCCAAUAAUUGGAAAGAAAUUAUUCUUUCUCCUUUUUUUAAUUCCACAGAUCAGCCGGGAGUCUAUUGAUGCAGUAAAGAACUACUUCAGAGAAGAUUUACAAAAGUCUGACUGGCAGCUAAUGAUUGAACUUAAAAAAUUAUUUGAAAUACUUUAA
This is a messenger RNA of Porites lobata, 23652 nucleotides long. The record is from the annotation of a GenBank genome assembly. NCBI's taxonomy places the organism in Eukaryota, Metazoa, Cnidaria, Anthozoa, Scleractinia, Poritidae.